UCUUGUUUAAGGCGAAUGUGUAGUGAUGUUUAAGUUGAGGUAGAAGCUGGCUAACAGCGUUAGCUGCUGUGAAAGAUGUCGAAUAAACUGAGUAUUGGUGAUAAGGAGUACUUGAUAAAGAGAACUCCACAAAACCCCAAAUAUCAACAUGUAAAAUCAAGACUUGAUACAGGUUGGAGCAUGACUAAGUACCUCGAAAGGCUAGAAGAUAUAAAGAAAAAUUACAGGUAUAAAAAAGAUGAACUUUUUAAAAGGCUGAAAGUGACAACAUUUGCACAGCUGGUGAUACAGGUGGCUUCAGUAUCAGAUCUGCACGAGAGCAUAAUGGAUGAAGUUGGACUUGAUGAUGAAGCGUCUGAGUUAGCAGAAACAGAUCGUCUCUCAGAUCAGACUGAUGGGUCUCCACAGCCUGCAAAAACAGUUGAUGGGAACGAGUCAAAUGACACGUUUUCUCCAAGAUCCACACUUCAAAGUGUGAUCAGUGGGGUAGGAGAGCUGGAUGUGGACAAGGAUGGACAGAAGAACACAGUGAGCCCAAUUCCCGUGUGCACACCAAGCCUAGAAGACCAGCCCUACCCAGACUGCCCUUACCUGCUGCUGGAUGUGAGGGACAAAGACUCGUACGAUCAGUGCCAUAUCAUCAGUGCACACAAUUUUCCCAUCACCACUCUGUCAAGAACGAUGAACCCUUAUACCAAACAAGUUCUCGAUUACAAAAACUCUGUGGGAAAGAUCAUCAUCUUGUAUGACGAGGAUGAGAGAAUAGCCAGCCAGGCGGCUACGACCAUGUGUGAGAGAGGCUUUGAGAAUCUCUUCAUGCUCUCUGGAGGUUUGAAGGUGAUCGCACAGAAGUUUCCGGAGGGAAUGACGGCUGGCUCUUUUCCCAUCGCCUGCCUGCCGUCAGGAUCUUCAGGUGGGAAGAAUUCGACAUUCCGUCAGCCGAAGCGACUGGCAGAGAAGAAAUGCCGCUUUACCUCGGAGGACCUGAACAAGAUCCAGUGCUACCUGGAGGAGGUGCUCGUCCCAAGUGAGCCCAGCAGUCGUCUGAGCAGCAGGAUGUCCACUAUCAGUGCCCAUUCCAAAGCCUCCAGUGCCCGGAGUAGUCGACUCGGCUCAGCGAGCGCCAGAUCACAAAGCAGUCAGCCCUGGAAAUAAGUCCAUCUUAUUCGUCAGCCUUAUUUGCAACAAGUCCAGCCCAAUUAAAGCCCUCUGGUACCAUGUCCUUAUUGUAAA
Messenger RNA from Trichomycterus rosablanca, 1233 nucleotides. RefSeq names its product centrosomal protein 41 (gene cep41). Lineage: Eukaryota; Metazoa; Chordata; Actinopteri; Siluriformes; Trichomycteridae. Gene Ontology annotation, biological process: cilium assembly; protein polyglutamylation. The record is from RefSeq and is a predicted model, not a curated record. The transcript has 11 exons. The coding region runs from base 76 to 1155 and encodes 359 amino acids. Gene Ontology annotation, cellular component: ciliary basal body.